Messenger RNA from Myotis brandtii (Brandt's bat), 606 nucleotides. RefSeq names its product phospholipase A2, group IIE (gene PLA2G2E). Gene Ontology annotation, molecular function: phospholipid binding; calcium ion binding. Gene Ontology annotation, biological process: negative regulation of T cell proliferation; arachidonate secretion; lipid catabolic process. The transcript has 3 exons. Bases 33 to 383 code for a protein of 116 amino acids. The record is from RefSeq and is a predicted model, not a curated record. Lineage: Eukaryota; Metazoa; Chordata; Mammalia; Chiroptera; Vespertilionidae.
UGGCUGGCGGGAACCUGCUCCAGUUUGGGGUGAUGAUUGAGAAGAUGACCGGGAAGUCGGCGCUGCAGUACAACGACUACGGCUGCUACUGCGGCAUCGGCGGCUCCCACUGGCCGGUGGACCCGACGGACUGGUGCUGCCAUGCCCACGACUGCUGCUACGGGCGCCUGCAGAAGCUGGGCUGCGAGCCCAAACUGGAGCGGUACCUUUUCUCGGCCAGCAAGAGCAACAUCCUCUGCUCCGGCAGAACGACCUGCCAGCAAGAGACCUGCGAGUGUGACAGGACGGCUGCACUCUGCUUUCGCCAAAACCUGGACACCUACGACCGCAAAUACGUCCGCUACCCCAACAAGCUGUGCACAGGCCCCAGCCCACCCUGCUAAGGCUGUGCCCCUCCUCCUCCCUGUGGCCUUCUGAGGCCCCGCCUCCAGCUGCUGCAGCCCCAGGCCUGGGGAGCAUUGGCACCAAAGGCCCUCCUUCUGGAACAUUCCUUUCCUGCAAACCCAUCCCACCCUGAGGAUGCCCAGAGUGUGGCCUGGACCAUCGCUGGCCUUCCAGGCCAUGUACCCCUUAGCAAGAGGCAGGCCCCGGAAGCUUCAGCACCCA